Panicum virgatum (switchgrass) is the source of this 1258-nucleotide messenger RNA. RefSeq names its product putative E3 ubiquitin-protein ligase SINA-like 6. The coding region runs from base 173 to 1009 and encodes 278 amino acids. Lineage: Eukaryota; Viridiplantae; Streptophyta; Magnoliopsida; Poales; Poaceae. The transcript is spliced from 3 exons. The record is from RefSeq and is a predicted model, not a curated record. Gene Ontology annotation, molecular function: zinc ion binding.
AAACAAAAAAAAACAAGGAGCGCUUAUAGAGGUUCAAAAAAAAAAAAACAAGGAGGAGGGCCCCGCCCGGUGGAGUAGAGAGAGAAGGGUUCGCCGGCGACGGAGCACUCCCAGCAGCGCCUCAUCGUUCGACGCGACCAGGUGUUUCGGCAAGCUAGUGGUUUUGCAGGUGAUGGAGCCGAAAGGGGAAACUAAGGUGGAUGGAGUGAGAAUGGCAAUGGGUGCCUUGGACUGCCCGGUCUGCUAUGAGCCCCUUGGGCCUCCAAUUUUCCAGUGCGGUGUGGGGCAUUUGAUCUGCAAAUCAUGCUGCGCCAGGCUCAAGAAGUGCCCCCUAUGCAUAAGAACUGCCUUUGAGCGCUGCUACGGCAUGGAGCGUGUUGUCGAAUCCAUUGAGGUUCCUUGUUGCUUUGCCAACAACGGAUGCACCAAGAAGAUCGCCUACUUCAACAAGAAAAAGCACGAGAAGGCGUGCCGGCAUGGGCCGUGCUUCUGCCCAGAACCUGGCUGCGGGUUCACUGGGCCAGUGGUGGCGCUGGCGAACCAUGUCACCACCCAGCACAAGUGGCCGUCCAUGAAGUUCAAGUACUUUGAGCAGUUCAACCUCCCCCUCGAGCCAGGCCCGCGCGUGCUCCACGCCCCGGACGGCAACGUUUUCCUCAUCAACUUGACGCCCGCGGAGGCCCUGGGGCACACCAUCUCCCUCGUCUGCAUCCAGCCGGAGGCCACGGACUCGAGGUUUGGGUGCACGAUGAGCUUCUCGUCCUUCCCGGGCCACCACCAGAUCUCAACAAUGGAUGCUGUGAGGAGCUCAUCCCUUUCUGAUGGGAUGCCAAAGGACUUCUUCUGCGUCGUGCCCAAGUCCAAGUAUGGAGGCAUUGGUAUGUUUCUCCGAACCACCAUAGAUAACAAGUUGGUGCAUGAAGACGGCGACGAGCAGGAGGAUGAGGAUGAUGAUGAUGAGAGCUACGACGAGGAUGAAGAUGAGGAAGAAGAUUUCGGUGAUGCUUGAUUCGAUCCAUGGGAUGAUCUAGGCAGUGCCCUUCUAUUGUAGAUUUAUAAUAAUUAUUUAAGGUUGGGAUCUUCGUCUGGAGUAUGGACACGUCGAUGUCUAAGCAAACUAUGGUUUAUUUGACAAGUAUACUUGAAUUUCUGCCGAGUGGUCCUCAUUCAUGUUCUCGUAGAAAUAUCUGACACCGUACUAGAUCUCUGUAGCUUACUGUAUCCUGUUCUGUAUGAUACUGAAGAAGGUCAGAAAUCA